Purpureocillium lilacinum is the source of this 1989-nucleotide messenger RNA. RefSeq names its product acyl-CoA/sterol acyltransferase. Gene Ontology annotation, molecular function: ergosterol O-acyltransferase activity. The record is from RefSeq and is a predicted model, not a curated record. Gene Ontology annotation, cellular component: endoplasmic reticulum membrane. Lineage: Eukaryota; Fungi; Ascomycota; Sordariomycetes; Hypocreales; Ophiocordycipitaceae. Gene Ontology annotation, biological process: ergosterol metabolic process.
AUGGCGAGCACCGACGGAGCGACAGCCGACGAGGACCGGCCGCUAAUGGCCCCGCUCACCGGCCGUGCCAACGGUCACGGCAAUGGUCAUGCAGCCACCGCGUCCGACCGCCAGCCGCACUCCCUGGCCGAAGCUCUGCACGAGGCGGGCGUUCAUCUCAACGGAUCCUCCACGGCCGGCUCAGAAACUCCCAGCGAAGAGGACUACGAUGAAAACAUACGGCCAUCAUACGCGAGCGGCGUCUCUGCUGCCGCCGCCUCCCGCCCGCAGACGCGACGAAGGAAGCAGGACGCCACCAAGACAGAGCUUCCACCAGCCAAGAAAGGGCGCCUUGCCAACAUCAUCCGCGAUGAGUCCGGCCUGCACAUUAUUCCAGACAACGACCAAGGCAUCCAGGAGCUGCUGCGGCGAAGCCCCCUCCGUUCCAAGGACCCCAAGUCGGCCAAGAAGCUGACCAAAUUUGGCAACCUCACCUAUACGCAGCAACUCUCCGUCUUUGACCCUCACAACGUUGUUGCAACUAAUAGCCCGUUUCAUGGCUUCUACACGCUCUUCUGGCUUUCCGUCGGGUUGUUUGUAUUCAAAAUAUCCGCCAACAACUGGAGGCAAUAUGGCACGCCGUUGGGGUCUCAGGAGAUCUUGAGGACCAUGUUUUCCCGUGAUGUUAUUGUAUUGCUUCUCUCAGAUGGAGUCAUGUGCGGCCUUACCGGCGUCAGCUGGGUCAUCCAGAAGCUCGUCUUCCGCGGCUGGCUGGAUUGGGACGGCUGGGGUUGGAUCGUUCAAAACAUUUGGCAAACGACAUUUCUUGCAGGAGUCGUCGCCUGGACCCUCAUCCGCGAUUGGCCCUGGACACACACCGUCUUCUUCGUCCUGCACGGCCUCGCCAUGCUCAUGAAACAACACUCCUACGCCUUCUACAACGGCCACCUCUCCACAGUCUACAGGCAGCGACUAUACCUGCUCGCAAAGCUCAAGCAGCUCGAGCGCGUCCAUCCGUCCCCCGACGAGUGCUCCACGGCGCCAGCCGCCAGCACCAUUGACACCACGCGGCUCGACGCGCCGCCCUCGGCCGCCGAGCGCCGGCAUUCGUUGGCCCAGCUCCCCAACACCGAGCGAGACAUCGAUCGCAUCUCCAGUGCCCUUGCCUCGCGCCAGCCGCUCGACGACGAGCAGAUUCGCCUGUUCGAGCGCGUCGUCAAAUGGGAGGUGGACGCCCUGGCCGAUGAACUUCGCGGUACAGCGCGGGAUGCCAGCAAGGCCUACCCCAACAACCUGACGUUCUUGAGUCAUUACAAGUGGAUUCCCCUGCCGACUGUGGUGUAUGAGAUUGAGUAUCCGCAGACGGAUUCGAUUGACUGGGCGUAUGUGGCCGAAAAGACGGCUGCACUGGUGGGAGUCAUUUUUGUCAUGAUCCAGGUCUCGCAAUACGCCAUAUACCCCGUGUGGUUGAAGACGGUUCAGAUGAAGGAGCAAGGACUGUCGCUCGCCGACCAGUUCAAGGAGUUCCCAUGGCUUUACGGGGACCUGAUUUUCCCGCUGAUGAUGGAGUAUCUGCUUGCGUGGUACCUCAUCUGGGAAACCGUCCUCAACAUCCUCGCCGAGCUCACCUUUUUUGCGGACCGGAGCUUCUACGGCCCCUGGUGGAACUGCGUCUCCUGGGACCAGUUCGCCCGCCUGUGGAACCAGCCCGUCCACUUCUUCCUCCUCCGGCACGUCUACCACAGCUCCAUCUCCUCCAUGAAGGUCAAUAAGCACACCGCCACGCUCAUCACCUUCUUCCUCUCCGCCUGCGUUCACGAGCUCGUCAUGCUGUGCCUGUUCAAGAAGCUGAGGGGCUACCUGCUGGCGCUGCAAAUGUUCCAGCUGCCGCUGGUGCGCCUGGGCCGGACAAAGUGGCUGCGCGGGCGCCAGACGCUCGGCAAUGUGCUGUUCUGGUUGGGCGUCUUUACGGGGCCGAGCUUGCUGUGCAGCUUAUACUUUAUUCUCUAA